Messenger RNA from Arabis nemorensis, 642 nucleotides. Lineage: Eukaryota; Viridiplantae; Streptophyta; Magnoliopsida; Brassicales; Brassicaceae. The record is from the annotation of a GenBank genome assembly.
AUGUCUCAUAAGGCCAUGACUGCUUCCUCUGGUUCUUCUCAUAACAAAGGGGACGGAAACUCUCGUUCUUCAGAAACCAAAGGAGGAAAAUCAGAUAAGGAAGGAUACACUGAAUUGGAGAAACAUGUGGCCUUCUUCGACAGGAACGGAGACGGCAUCGUUUAUCCAUGGGAAACCUACCAAGGGUUUAGAGCGAUCGGGACAGGUCGUCUCAUGUCGGCUGUUGCUGGUCUCUUAAUCAACAUGGGACUUAGCCAGAAAACUCGACCGGGGAAGAGUUUUUCGCCAUUGUUUCCAAUAGAAGUGAAGAAUAGUCGCUUAGGCAUCCAUGGUAGUGACACCGAUGUCUACGACAAGGACGGGAGAUUUGUGGAAUCGAAAUUCGAGGAGAUAUUCAAGAAGCAUGCUCACACACAUCAAAAUGCUCUCACUGACAAGGAAAUUCAACAGUUGCUUAAGACUAAUAGAGAACCUAAAGAUCUCGAAGGAUGGAUUUCAGCAUACGCAGAAUGGAAAAUAUUACAUGCGUUAUGCAAAGACAAAAAUGGUUUGUUGAGUAAAGAGAAAGUAAGGGGCGUUUACGAUGGUAGCCUUUUCAAGCAAAUGGAGAAGGAAAGAUUAGAUCUUCUUCGUCACAAAUGA